GACCUGGACGGCGGCGGCGCGGCGGAGACGGCGGAGCCGGCGGGCACGGAGUGCGCGGGCGGCGGCGGCGCGCCCGCGGCCGCCGCGCUGGUGGAGGUCUUCCACGCGGAGCGCCGCGGCCGGGCGUUCGGUCACCCGCUGCUCCUGCCCAUCCGCGCAGGCGAGCGUGCGGCGGCGGUGGGCGCGCGGCUGCGGGCGUGCCUGGGCGCGCCCGAGGCCGAGGCGCGCGGGUGGCGGCUGCUGGUGUCCGAGGGCCCGCCGAGGCAGGAGGCCGCCAGGAGGAAGCCCUUGGAGGAGACGGACGAGUGGCCGCAGGGCCCGCGGGGGCCUCCCCAGGGCGAGCCCAGCCGCGCCGCCUGGCGGCCCGGUGGCCUGGCCCUGUGCGUGGAGAGGGAGCACCCCGUGCACGGGCCCCGGUCGUCCCAGGGCGCCAACGUGGCGCGGAAGGCCCGGCCGCUGACCAUCCGGGCGCGCUGA
Molecule: messenger RNA, 477 nt
Organism: Prorocentrum cordatum
Lineage: Eukaryota; Dinophyceae; Prorocentrales; Prorocentraceae
Source: the annotation of a GenBank genome assembly